Ilex paraguariensis (yerba mate) is the source of this 1113-nucleotide messenger RNA. The record is from the annotation of a GenBank genome assembly. NCBI's taxonomy places the organism in Eukaryota, Viridiplantae, Streptophyta, Magnoliopsida, Aquifoliales, Aquifoliaceae.
AUGGCGAACUUCGAGCUGUUUCUUUGUAUAAUUUGGCAAUGCAUAAAGUACAAUGAUUUGCCAAUCAUUGCAUUGUUCUCUCAGAUUCUUGGACUUGAUGUCUGUGCUGAUACACUAGUUGGGGAUGCUAUGAGAAGGGGUAUCUCUGGCGGUCAAAAGAAACGACUGACUAUAGGGGAGAUGAUUAUUGGUCCCACAAAAGCUAUGUUUAUGGAUGAAAUAUCAAAUGGUUUAGAUAGCUCAACCACAUAUCAGAUUGUUGCAUGCCUUCAACAACUGGCACAUAUCACAGAUGCUACUAUACUUAUGUCACUUCUUCAGCCAGCACCAGAAACCUUUGAUCUCUUUGAUGAUAUUAUCUUGAUGGCAGAAGGUAAGAUUGUGUAUCAUGGACCCAGAAAUAAUGUCUUGGAUUUUUUUGAGAGUUGUGGGUUUAGGUGUCCCGACAGGAAAGGGGUGGCUGACUUCCUUCAGGAGGUUAUGUCUAGAAAAGAUCAAGCACAGUACUGGCACCAAACUGAACAAGGCUAUAGAUAUGUUUCUGUUGAUAUGUUAUCUAUGAAAUUUAAGGAGUCUGCUAUGGGGAAGAAGCUAGACGAGGAGCUCUCUGAGCCAUUCAUGAAGUCCCAGAGCGAUAAAAAUGCUAUUUCUUUUAGCGUUUAUUCUCUUUCUAAAUGGACACUCUUUUGCGGUUGCAUGUCAAGAGAGUUGCUUCUCAUGAGGAGGAAUUCUUUUAUAUAUAUAUUCAAAACAUCUCAGGUUAUAAUUAGUACUUAUUUAUGUCUCAAAUGCAACUUCUUUUUCCAUCUUGUGAUAAUUGCAUUUAUCACGAUGACUGUAUUCUUACGAACUAGAAUGGAGAGAGAGUUGUCCUUUUACCCAGCAUGGGCAUAUGCAAUUCCAGCUGCCAUUCUUAAGGUUCCUAUUUCUUUGCUGGAAGCUCUAGUUUGGACUUCUCUAACUUAUUAUGUUAUUGGGUACAGUCCUGAGGUUUUUCCGCCAGCUAAUGUUAUUUUUUGUUGUGCACUUGGCAUCGUUAUCCAUGUUCCGAUCUUGGAUCAGUUUCCAAACUAUGGUGCUCUACGACUGCGGCUAGUUGGUCGAUAUAUUUGU